Molecule: messenger RNA, 1870 nt
Organism: Anoplophora glabripennis (Asian longhorned beetle)
Lineage: Eukaryota; Metazoa; Arthropoda; Insecta; Coleoptera; Cerambycidae
Gene: DNApol-alpha73
Product: DNA polymerase alpha subunit B
Exons: 9
Coding region: 60-1817 (585 amino acids)
Biological process (GO): DNA replication initiation; DNA replication
Cellular component (GO): alpha DNA polymerase:primase complex
Molecular function (GO): DNA binding
Source: RefSeq, a predicted model, not a curated record
CCUGUUCAUUGUGUUGUGUGGUUCCACUCAAUAAUUGUGGACAAUUUUGGCAAUUUUUAAUGAAAAUGGUUACAAAGAAUGAAAUAGCAACAUGUUUUCAAGAAUUAAAUAUAGUAACAAGUGAUGUAGUGUUGGAAAAAUGCCUAGAAAUGUGUUUAAAAUACAAUAUUGAAGCUGAAGAUUUUUGUGAUCAAUGGUACGCUUACACUGCUUCACAUUUAAAUGGAGCCGCUCCUACUGUAGAUUAUUUAGAGAAAUUAGAGAGAAAAGAGUUCCUGAAGAAUAAAGAUCAACUUUUUUAUAAAAAAUCUGUUACCACUCCAAAAUUUGCACCCAAAAUAGUAGGGGAAGAUACGGAAGUCAGUUCCAUGGUCAGUUCAUAUACAGCAACAACACCGAAGAGUGCCCGAAAACAGGACCAUCAAGUUACAGUACAGAUAAACAAAGAAUCAAAUUUUGUAAUUGAAAAUGUUACCUCCAACGAUUCUUACAGCAAAAGUCUUUCAGUGUCCCAAUCUGAAAAAUACACUAAAAGGUCAGAUUCAAGAUCAGUGCAGUGUUACUAUGGGGCACCAUCAGCAAACUAUAAAAGGGAGAACAACUGUCUUAUAACGAUUAAAAAUAUCAACGAGGGACAAUUCCUGAGUACCAAUUUUAAAUAUAUGUACGAGAUUAUGGGGAAAAAGGCUAAGUGCCUAAAUAAUAUGACACAGUCGCUGGGGCAUGCCAUUUUAAACAAGCAUAACUUAACUCUAACAGAAGGGACUCUAAAAAGUUAUUUGGGAGACAUGGUGACAUACGGAAGAAUAGUUUCAGAUUCAGAUGGUAAAAUUAAUACUCAAUCAAUAUUACUGGAGGGUUCUUUGGAAACUAAUAUGGGAAACACCAUUAAUUUAAAUUUGAACAAGGUUUCAAAAUUUUCUCUAUUUCCUGGGCAAGUUGCCGUUGUACAGGGUAACAAUCCUAAUUCAAGUACUUUCAUUACAGAUAAUGUAUUUACUGAUUCUCUGUUACUUUUGCCAAUGGAACCUCCCAUUGUAAAUGAUCAGUUGCAAAUUGUGGUUGCCUCGGGUCCCUACACCUUACAAAACAGUCUCAUGUUUGAACCUUUGAAAGAUCUUUUGAAAUAUGUCUGCGAAUACAAACCACAUGUGCUCAUAUUAAUUGGUCCUUUUUUGGAAAGAAACCAUGAGAGUAUUCUCAACGGAGGGCUUACACAAACUUUGGAUUCCUUUUUUGAGGACCUCAUAAAAAAUAUUAUGAACUCUCUAAGGGAUACUAAUACACAAGUAAUUAUUGUUUCUUCGCAGAAGGAAGCUCAUUAUCACCCUGUGUAUCCUACACCUCCAUACAAUGUUAGAGAUAAAUAUAAUAAUUUGACAUUUUUUCCCGAUCCGUGCAUGAUAAAUAUAAAUGGAUUAGUAAUUGGUGUUACAUCAACUGAUAUUUUGUUUCACAUUGGUAAUUUUGAGAUUUAUCAAGAUAAGAAUCCUGCUGCUCCUUCUGACCGAAUGGGGAGAUUAGCUUCUCAUCUUUUAAAUCAGCACAGUUUUUAUCCACUGUAUCCACCCCAUAAUGGAAUUUGUAUAGACCACGAGCUUUUUGAACAAUAUGGCGUUAUGGAAUGUAAACCUCACAUUUUAAUAGUUCCAUCCAAUUUGAGACACUUUAUUAAGAAUAUUCAAGACUGUGUGGUUAUUAACCCUGAACGUUUAACUAAAGCUUAUGUCGCUGGCACUUUUGCAAGAAUUGAAGUAAACCCUGGUACUAGCCAAUCUAUUUGUAAUCGAACUGUUUGUGAAGUACUACGAGUGUAACUGAAUUUAAAAUUUAUUUAUUUUUCCGUGUUAAUAAAAAUGGAUUCAAUGCA